GUGAGCUUUGCUCGCUGGGGAUUUUGAGAGCAGCAGAUUUGCAUAGGACAGGCUGAGGCACCUUCCUGGAUUGCCUCGGGAUCUUCCUCCUUCCUGCUUUUUGUCAACACAGACCGGACAAACGCUGCCUUAACGCGCUACUCGGGAAUGCAAGCAAUGGCAGGGCCCCAGAACCAAGCGGAGGAGGUGGAUGAGGAUCUACACUGCUGGAUGCAGUCCUCACCCUCACAGGGCAGUGGGGUUGAUGAGAAGCUGGAGAGGUAUCAAUGGCCCACUGGACGAAUGGCUGAAGCCAGUCACUGUGACCAGAUGUCAGCUCCGUACACCGUUGCAUGUGAGAUGUCAGGGGAGAAGCAGAAACCAACUUUCCAUCAGCUCGACACUGGUCGCCAUCACUAUCCGACUCAGCCUGGGCCCCUGGUUAGUAACAGUGAACAGUAUGACCUCUCACCGGCAGAAGCUGUGGGAAAGCCAAAGGAGGCUCUGGAAUCUGAGUUUAAGGACUUUGCAACGAUGAAUGAGCUUGAUUAUUCUUCACAAUUUGGAAAUGGCACAUCUUCUGAAACCAGCAUGUUUUUAGCAGCAAUGAUAAAAAAACAGCGCCAGGGUGGAUGGUUGGAUCCGUGUAGCAGACCUGAGUACACAGAGCAGAUGAAACGUGCCUCUGUUCCGGCUUCUUUAAGCAGCACGGCCUCCUCGUUAAACCUGGACCACCCUCAAGAAAUCAAGAAGGCUUUCCUCAACGCCUGUCCGGGUGUAAGCAGCAAUCCUGACAGUGUUACACACUCACAGUGUCAGGGCCGUUUUGAACUGCCCAGUAAAGAUACAGGGUACGAAUCUCACAAUGACUUUGGAAUCAGUCAGCUGGACCCCCCUGGGCCCCUCCUCUCAGGGCUGAAUGACCUGGAGCCUCCUCUCCCUCUGCAGUCCCGAGAAUUUCCAGCGGGGGCACCCCACAUGUAUCCUGUCUUUUCAUAUCCCAGACCCCCAGCCAUCAUUCCUCGAUACUCUCCGGGUAUACCUCAGUACGGAUACCAACAGGCUUUCAAACAAAUGCAAAGCCCUUAUGGUGUGAGUGUUCCUCCCCAAGCCUGCAAGUGUGAACAGUGCUACAAUAAGGCAUAUCAAAAUGGUCUCCUUCCUCCAUCCAUGAGGUAUAACCAAGAUGACUCUGUGAGUGAGGUGUCACCCAUACAGCCAUAUGGAUGUGGACUGGUUAACUCUUCCCCUCUGAAUUUGGCAAGAUAUCCUUGUCAUGGAGGACCACAAGGCAACUUCAUCCAACGACCAUCACAAGCACCAGUAUAUGGGAAAUAUCCCUGUUGUGUAAAUGCCAGAGAUCUGCACUGUGAGGCAGCUGGACGUAUGAUUGCAGUUGUCCCUCAGCAUGAAGAGCUUCCUCUACAUGAGAGAGGUCACAUUGCCUGUGCCUAUCCCAUCUGCCAUACCAACACAAGGGGCAGUUCCACCAGCAGCACUGAUGGACAAGGCACUCUGCGAACUGUGAACCUGCCGGAUGCAUUACGAAAGGUAUUCGUUACUUAUUCUGUGGACUCAGCUCAUGAAAUUCGUACCUUUGUGAACUUCCUGCGUGUUAACGGUUUCGAAACAGCAAUUGACAUUUUUCAAGACUCUGUUCGUGGUAUAGACAUUAUCAAAUGGAUGGAAGGCUACCUGACCAAUAGGGAGGUGAUGAUUGUAAUCGCCAUUAGUCCAAAAUACAAGCAGGAUGUCGAGGGAACCAAGUCAGAACAACUAAGAGAUGAGCACAGCUUGCACACAAAAUACAUCCACAGAAUGAUGCAGAUUGAGUUCAUACAACAAUCAAGCAUGAACUUCAGGUUUAUACCAGUACUCUUUGCCAAUGCUACCAAGGCUCAUGUACCCAAUUGGCUGCAGAACACACACAUUUACAAUUGGCCCAGAGAUCAGAAGCGAAUCCUCCUCCGAUUGCUGAGGGAAGAGGAGUAUGUUGCUCCACCAGUUGGACCAUUACCCACCAUUCAAACUGUCCCACUCUGACCUUGUUUUUGUUCAAUUAGCUUACAAUGGCUGCUCUGGCCUCAGUGCAAACACUUGGAUGGGAGGGGCCUGACUGUAUGGAGUUAUUGUGGUUUACCUGAAUCAUGCCAAGCUGGCUCAGUGCUGCAGACUAUGAUAUUUCUCUUUUUAUAUGUAAUGGGGUGGCUUCAGAUGUUAAUUGGCUGUUUAAUCUCCUGAAGAGUUGCUCUGCAUCAAGGUACCAACGCUGGAACCAGACAUGACCCACGGGGAUUUGAAAAACACUUCUAUGUUCAAGGCAACAGGAUUUCAGCAACAUUUAAUCAUUCACUACAUAUGCAGACAGUACUACAUUCAAAUCCAACUCAAGCUGUUUCAAUUUUGCUCAAAGGGAGAUUGUGUGUUAAAGAGGACAAUGUGUAAUAGAUGUUGUAUUAUACUUAGUUGAUGGUACAUACAUGUCCAUGUACUCAUUGGAAAAACCGAUAUUAACAAUGGGACAACAUUUUGUGUUUCUGUCGGUCUCCCAAGGAAAUGCCUCCCAAGUGAUUUUUUAAAAAAAUAAAAUGUCUCUUGGGUUGUCUCUGAAGUAAUGAUGAGAGUUGGAUCAACUCACAUACUAUUGGUGGUGGUGGAUUCACCACAGCAGGAGGAACACCAGCCUAUCUGUUUGUUUUCAGAUUGGCCACAAGCUCCAGGAGAACUCUCAGGUAGACCAUGCCCUGAUCUCUUUGGCCACAUCAAUACAUUUCUGAUUGGUAGCAACCUUACUGUUGUUUUCUGCAAAAGAGUGCAAUACAUUGGUUUUAUUUCUUCCAUCCAAUUUCCGGAGUCAGUAAGCUUUCAACUAUGGAGUGUGUCAAAGCUGGACUUGGUGAGGCACAAAUGGAAAUAUUCCUUUCCUCGUUAUGGGAUUAUCGCUGGACUAUUAAUCCAGAGACCCAGGUAAUGUCCCGGCAACUCAGGUUCAAAUCCUGUCAAGGCAGAUGGUGGAAUUUACGUUCAAUAACAAUCUGGAAUUAAGAGUCUAAAAUAUAGAUGGUUGGAUAAACCCCAUUUGGUUCACUGAUGGCCUUUAGGGAAAAAAACUUGUUCUCCUUACCUGGUCUGUGUCUCCAGACUUGCGGCAAUGUAGCUGACUCUGAUCUACUCUCUGGAAUGGCCAAGAAAUGUAGCCUACCCAGUAAAGCCCUCGUUCCAUGAAUGAAAACAAGAAAAAACAACUCCUAUCCUUACCCUAAGGUAGGUACACCCUUAAGUAGGGAAACUAAAACUCCAGGCAUGUUCUUGACAAAUUCCUUUAUAAUCGCAGCAAGGAUUUUCUUACACAUAUACUCCCAUCUAUGUGCAAUAAUGGUUAACCUGGUUUUCUAAUUUCUUAGUUUAUCCAAUAUGCUGGCUUCUUGAUUCAUGUUCGAUUCCAUCUAUCACUUCUCCACUCCCUUCACCUGGUUUUGCUCCUUUGUUUUUGUAUCAUCUCCUGCCUGGCUUUGUAUUGGCUGAAAAAAUUAGAUAAGUUAGAUUAGAUAAGAGCAAGUGUAAUUUCUCCAGCUCAUUGAUGUGGAUCAUUGAUUAGUCAAUGAUUGAGGAGCAAUGACAGCAGAUUUUCCAGUGUUUCUCCAAUGCCAGGGGAACCGUGCACCCUUGGCAAAUUUCAGAAAAUGGGGAUGGCGUAAUAUCAAAAAAAAUUGAAGCAAAAUUCACAGAGUUAAUAUUUUCAAAUCUUUGGGAUGGGUGGUUACUUGGUGAGGCACAAAUGGAAAUGUUCCUUUCCUCGUUCUGUAAUCUCUCAGCAAAACACGGUGAUGCAUUAACCAUGUGAACAAACUGUCACAAUUAUUGGUUGGAGACACUACUUUCAUGAAUAAACAGUUAGCAAACUUAGAGAAUUUGUUUUCAACUGUCAGAAUGAUGUAAAUUGCACGCAUGACACGAUGUCGCUUCUGAACCUUUCCUCUCCAAAUUUUUGUAAACAAAACAUUAUUGUGA
Molecule: messenger RNA, 3990 nt
Organism: Hemiscyllium ocellatum (epaulette shark)
Lineage: Eukaryota; Metazoa; Chordata; Chondrichthyes; Orectolobiformes; Hemiscylliidae
Gene: traf3ip2a
Product: TRAF3 interacting protein 2a
Exons: 9
Coding region: 148-2022 (624 amino acids)
Biological process (GO): humoral immune response; positive regulation of canonical NF-kappaB signal transduction
Source: RefSeq, a predicted model, not a curated record